Messenger RNA from Tachyglossus aculeatus (Australian echidna), 2956 nucleotides. RefSeq names its product solute carrier family 38 member 4 (gene SLC38A4). Gene Ontology annotation, biological process: amino acid transmembrane transport. Gene Ontology annotation, molecular function: amino acid transmembrane transporter activity. The record is from RefSeq and is a predicted model, not a curated record. NCBI's taxonomy places the organism in Eukaryota, Metazoa, Chordata, Mammalia, Monotremata, Tachyglossidae. The transcript is spliced from 16 exons. The coding region runs from base 489 to 2300 and encodes 603 amino acids.
GCUCCUCAGGAGAUGUUGGGGCUACUGGCUGGACUGAUGUCUCUGGGACUCCUGACAGAGACUUUCUUAACUGUCCUCUGCUGGACGAUGAGCUUCUCUCAUUAGUGACCCAGAUGGAAUGGGAGGAGGAGGCCGGAUCCAAGCCCAAGAAGCAGAAGAUUACUUCAGACAGAUCAGCACCUCAGCGGCUCGCAGAGCUCGAGUCAUCAACCAGGCCUAAGUGGCUCCAACCUUCCUCAAGAGGGGCCUCAACCUCAUCGCUCAACAACGUGCUUUUCACCUCACCUCCAGCUGUCAGUCCUAUGAGGAUUGCUCACAGCCACUGAGCCACGGCCCCUUGGACUAUCCAGACUCCAUUUAUACCCACAAGCCCUCUUCGGCCUCUGGCUACCAAAUCACACUUCCAGCACUCUGGUUCCAUCGUGGUUCAGGAGUGCCACAACUCUCCUCACAGAAAAUUCCCAGAACCCCCAACAAAAUCACACAAGAUGGAAGAAGACAGCACCAAUCCCGCAGCAGAAGUCACUCUAACAGGACAGCAGAACAGAGUGUUCGGAAAGUCAACACAUGGUGCGGGAACCUUAAGCAGAAAGCACAGUAUAUUGUUUGCACUGAAGGAGCUGGUGUGGAGAGGAAAAAGCGCUGACACCACUCAAAUGGAUCGCAUGGAACUGCGAAAAGUCAACAUCGAACUUGAUGAGGAGAGCAGUAGUGGAGAGAGCAUUCAAGACAGCUACACAGAGAUGGAAGAUUUAGAAAAGGUCACAAUUAGCAGCCAAUUUGCUAAUGAAGACACUGAGAGCCAAAAGUUCCUUACAAAUGGAUUUCUGGGGAAGAAGAUGUUGGAUAACUAUGACGAGGAAAAUCACCCUGGAACCACAUCCUUCGGAAUGUCAUCAUUCAACCUCAGUAAUGCCAUCAUGGGCAGUGGAAUCCUAGGUCUGUCCUACGCCAUGGCCAACACUGGAAUCAUCCUUUUUGUAAUCAUGCUGCUGGCUGUGGCAAUAUUAUCCCUCUAUUCAGUUCACCUCUUAUUGAAGACAGCAAAAGAAGGAGGCUCAUUAAUUUAUGAGAAGUUAGGAGAAAAGGCGUUUGGAUGGCCUGGAAAAAUUGCAGCUUUCAUUUCUAUCACAAUGCAAAAUAUUGGCGCCAUGUCAAGCUACCUCUUUAUUAUUAAAUAUGAACUCCCAGAAGUAAUCAGAGCAUUCAUGGGACUUGAAGAGAAUUCUGGAGAAUGGUACCUAAAUGGUAACUACCUCGUUAUAUUUGUGUCUGUUGGGAUUAUUCUUCCACUGUCUCUUCUAAAAAAUUUAGGUUACCUUGGUUAUACAAGUGGAUUUUCUCUAACCUGCAUGGUAUUUUUCAUCAGUGUGGUGAUCUAUAAGAAAUUCCAAAUCCCCUGCCCUCUCCCCAUCCUGGAUCACGGAGCUGGAAAUGUUACGUGCAACAACACGGUUCCGAUGCACAUGGUGACGUUACCCAACAACUCUGAGAGUCUCGGUGUGAAUUUCAUGAUGGAUUAUACCCACGGAAACUCCGCUGGCCUGGAUGAGAAGCAGGGCAAAGACCCCCUUCACGGAAGCGGCGUAGAAUACGAAGCCCACGGAGAGGACAAAUGCCAACCCAAGUACUUUGCAUUCAACUCCCGGACGGCCUACACAAUUCCCAUCCUAGCGUUUGCUUUUGUGUGCCACCCCGAGGUGCUCCCGAUCUACAGUGAACUUAAAGAUCGCUCCCGAAGGAAGAUGCAGGCUGUUUCCAAUCUCUCCAUUACUGGAAUGCUUAUCAUGUAUCUACUUGCUGCUCUCUUUGGCUACCUGACCUUCUAUGGAGAAGUUGAAGAUGAAUUGCUUCAUGCUUAUAUCAAAGUGUACACCUUUGAUACACUGCUCCUCAUGGUCCGUCUGGCUGUGCUCGUGGCUGUCACCCUAACAGUGCCCAUCGUCCUCUUCCCCAUUCGAACAUCAGUGACCACAUUGUUAUUUCCCAAAAGGCCUUUCAGUUGGAUAAGACAUUUCCUGAUUGCAGCUGUCAUUCUUGCACUUAAUAACGUCCUGGUCAUUCUUGUGCCAACCAUAAAAUACAUUUUUGGAUUCAUAGGUGCAUCUUCUGCUACACUGCUGAUUUUCAUUCUUCCGGCAGCUUUUUACCUUCGACUUGUCAAAAAAGAACCCCUUAGAUCUCCCCAGAAAAUUGGGGCUGCAGUUUUCCUGGUAGUUGGCAUCAUCUUCAUGAUCGGAAGCAUGGCUCUCAUUGUAAUUGACUGGAUCUACAAUCCUCCAAAUUCCAAGCAUCAUUAACUCAAGGAAAAGGAAAAAAACUCUUUACCCCAUGGAAAUGGUAGCAGGAUGUGCUCCAAAGACUUUUUGUCAUUUCAAUGGGAACGUUAUCCGUGGAAAAUAACAAGAUUCCAAAGACUUUCACUAGUAAUAUCACUAGAAACCUGUGGAAUAUUAAACCAUUAUUUACACCAAGGAUGGUUGUUGAUAUAUUAAAAACCUGUGACGAAGAGUCGUUCGCAGGUUUCACUAGAGUAAUGUGUGUGUGUGGUAAAGAUGUGUUUUUGCUGCUGGGAGAAGGGUAACUGCCGUAUACCAGCCAUCAGGAGAUAGCCUUUUUCCACUAUUGUGAUAGCAGCAAUUCUGAGACAAUGAAAAAAAUAAUACUGUGGUGGCCAUUUAAAAAAAAAAGUCAUCUGGCGCCUUUUCUAACUGAAAUAUAUCAGCAUGGUUUAUGAUCUGCACUGUUGUACAAAAAAGGUCAGGAGCCUUAGUCUGAAAUAUCCAGUCAUGAUCUUUAAGGAAAUAUGAUCACCAUUGUAUUCAGCCUGUCGGUGAAGCUGAGUUUUUUAAGUCUGUUAAACCAAAAAUCGAGUUUUUAAAAGUCUGUAAUCUUCAGUCAACUGAUGUCUGAGUUUUUGAGACCUUAUUGAAUAAAGAGAGAGGCUUUACUUAUA